Messenger RNA from Scaptodrosophila lebanonensis, 2492 nucleotides. RefSeq lists its product as uncharacterized. Gene Ontology annotation, cellular component: nucleus. The record is from RefSeq and is a predicted model, not a curated record. The transcript is spliced from 7 exons. Lineage: Eukaryota; Metazoa; Arthropoda; Insecta; Diptera; Drosophilidae. The coding region runs from base 24 to 2060 and encodes 678 amino acids.
CGCGCUUUUUUAACAUCGCCGAAAUGGCAGAUAAUUUAAACAUUUAUUCUAUAAUGUGCGGCAUCGGCCGCUUGAAUAUGAACGAACUAGAUUACCAAAAUGGAAAUGCAAAUCAUACAAAGUCACCGACGGCCGACGCAAAAAGUUCGUGUAAAACGCCCGAGACAGGUGAAACAGAUAGCAGUGGCGAUGUCGGUGCCAAUAGAAAAGAAGACAGCUACUACAGCUCUGACGUUAGCUAUAUAGACCCUUCCUUGCUGUUGCUUGAUACCGACUGCGAAAGUAUCUUUAAAACGGAUACGGAUACGGAUGGAAGUGAGAGAGUCACAAUGAGCACACCAAAGAAGCGCGCGUCGGAUGAUUCUGAGAGCGGUGGCAGUGCCAAACGCUUGAAAGGAGUUGCGAAUUAUAAACGCAAAUACGAAACAUGCUCCGAAACAUACUCCGAUGGUUCCGAAGAAGAGAUCAUUGUUCUAUCCAGUGAUCAUGAGGACAAUGAAUUCGAGAAAGGCCUGAAGCUAAUAUCCUCGCCAAAGACCGGCACUGUGAUAACCACCCGUAGUGGACGCGCUGUUCAUGCGCGCGUUGAAUUUAAUUUUGAUUACUCUUCUGAGCAAUGCGGUGCUGAUGACUUCGAGGACGGUGACACGGACUACGACGAUGAUUACGAUGAUGAGCCCAAGUGCAAGAAACAAAAAAAUCGUCGCAUUUCUCUACGCUCCAGCUACAGUAGUAGCGACAACAGCUCCCUUUGCGAUAGCACAUCUAUCAUAUACCUCGAUCUGACCAAACCCACGGCUAUCAUACAAAGCGAACCACCGGAUAUCUCUGUCGCAGAUCAGGACUGCGAAUUAAAAGUUCUGAUACAAAAGUUUCUGGGACUUGUGGCGGCGAAACGACGUCUCUACACCCCAACGGACGAUCUUGAUGUGGAAGAGAAUGAAACAAGUGAGGUAAAGGUGCCACGUUUUCACAGUUUCAUGAAAUCCGGUCCACCACCGUCCCCCGGCGCUCCCGUUUCCAUUAAGGUCAUACCAGCGACCCCAGCGACCUUCGAUCUGGCCAACAACAGCAAACUUUUGAACUCGCCACGCAGACCUACAACACAAUCGGAGCGACAGGUUAAAGUGUUCAACGAUAUGGUGCUGCGUGCCAAUGCCAAUCACUUGGAGAAUAACACGCCGGCUCACAUAAAAGAGGCAAUUGACUUAAGUGGCCUGCCCAGUAAGAGCCAACGUUCUCAAAACUGUCGUCAGCAUAGGCACAUCUACGAUUGUCUCGAGAGCCAUCCACGCUUUUACACAUUUAUUGAAUCCCUAAACUCUGAAACAUCGAUUAACAUGUGCCACCCCGAUGCCCUCAUCCACAGGGAACGUGAUUUUAGCACAAACAAAGAGACGCUGGCCAAGACUCUCUUCCACAUGCUCAAUCAUAAAAUCUUUCACUGCGGACUCAAGCCGGUCAUCGUUUGGGCGCGUAGCAUGAGCUCAUCGAGCAAGUGCGUGCAUAGCAUCAAGGCGGGAAGCGGUCAGCGGGAGUCUAAAAUUAUGCUAUCGAAAAAUAUCUCCCAUGUGAGUGUCCUCAUCAAGGCAAUGCUCCAUGAGAUGUGCCAUGCGGCCGCUUUCGUCUAUCACGGAGAGACGGGCCACGGUGAUUUCACGCGCAAGUGGGCCUAUCAAGCCAAAUCACAGAUGCCGGAGCUGCCAGCGAUUGCGGACUGUAUGCCUAAUUAUAAGUACUCCUGCUGUUUGUGUCGGCGUCGUUCGUUUGGGAACAUAAAAUUUGAGGAUGAGUCGGACCAGCUGCGGUGCCAUUAUUGUCAGUUUGAGCUCAUUGUGGAGCCCCAUGCUGGUGAUUUUGUGCAUAGUUUGUCGUUUGGUCAUCAGAAGCCCACACCGUACAAAGAUUUCGUGAAGAAGCAAUAUUUGCAGACAACGGAAUCGGGUCAUUCGGCCAAAAUGAAAGCGGUUAAUACGCUCUAUUUGGCCACAGCCCUGUCAGUCAAUCGAGGCGGUGAGCGUAGCGACGAGUCUUCCUCCAUGGGAACUGGAAAGCUCUGAAUAUAAUUCUUAAGUUUACAGUGCACGAUAUUGAUUGAGAACUAGAUGAACCCAGCGGAUUUGGUUCGAACGCAUGCACUGACUAUAACGAUCGCAAACAUAAUUUAUCGAAUUCGUUUAGAAACUUCUUUUAUUAUAUAUUACUGUUUUUUUUUUCCAAAAAUAAUCGAAUAACUGCAAAGUAUAAAUAUUCUGAAUUUGGCGCAGCUUUACAUUUAAGAUGAAAGACUAAACCAUUUGUGUUUUAUCGAAUUAGUUUCCCUUAACUUAACGCUUGGACUAGAGUACUUUUGAAGUCAAACCAAAACAAAAAGUUUUCAACUUACGGAAUUCAAAACUUUUGAAAAAUUGUCCUACACAUAAUACAAGAUUGGAAGAGAAUAUGAAUUAAUGCCUUUUUAGUCGCUUUCGAUUCUAAUUCAAUCGUGCACU